AUGGCUAAUUUGACGUUGCACGCAGACAUCUACAGGACAGGACAAGGAAAGGUAUCGGAGGAAGAGUUGGUAAACGAGAUAACAGCAAAGUUCAAACCGGGGAUAUUCACCAUUAGGCACCACCACCGCCUACACGAUUACGGAUCGGCCGAGUACGAUGAACUCGACCUUCGCCGGGAGCAGCUUGCUGCGCCUGCUGAGCCUGUGGCGCUUGUGGCGCCUGUUGAGGCUGUUGAAGCGGUUGCGCCUGCUGAGCCUGUUGUAAAUAGAGGAAUAAAACGAUAG
This is a messenger RNA of Coprinopsis cinerea okayama7#130, 285 nucleotides long. RefSeq lists its product as hypothetical. The transcript is spliced from 2 exons. The record is from RefSeq and is a predicted model, not a curated record. Bases 1 to 285 code for a protein of 94 amino acids. Lineage: Eukaryota; Fungi; Basidiomycota; Agaricomycetes; Agaricales; Psathyrellaceae.